CUUCCUGCUCCACUACGAUAUGCACCGCUACCACGACGUCUAGACAAGAAUCAAUCUGACGACGGACCUGGGCGCAGCGUUGAGCCAGCAUAUCAAAGAAACAUGGUGUCUGAAGCCACCGCAUCAACAUCCUCAAGCAUGCCGGCUCCCAACAGCACCUUCGAGGCGCAUCCGCUACCCGCGGAACCUCUCAAGAAGCCUCGACCUCGCGCCUCGACUUCCACUUUCCCCCACCUCUCCUUCUCUCCCUCUCCCACCGGCGUGGAUACCAAUCUCCUCAUACUCCUCCACGGGGCAGGAGAUUCUGCUGCUCCCUUCCACAUCCUCGCCACUAAGCGUUUGCAGCACAUCCUCCCGCAGACUGCCACUCUUACCCUGCAGGGUCAGAAGAGGAUACCCUGGUUGCCUCCCGAAGAGACGGCUUGCUGUUAUUGGGACGUUGUGGAUGAGGUAACGGGGAUGCCCGUUGAGAGGGAGGAUCCUCGGGACUUCUUGAGGCGAUGGACUGGAUUGCUAGACCAUCUCGUCGACGAGUGCGGGUGGAAGCCCGAGAGGAUCCACGUAUUCGGCUUUGCGCAUGGUGGGAGUGCGGGACUCGAGGGUGCUGCGGUGUGGCCGAGGGAACGGAAAAGGCGAUGGGCCGAGAGGAAGAAGGAGGAGGAUGAGGAGGGCUCAACUGCUGCCUCCUCGCCACCACCAAGGCUAGGCAGCCUGAUCAGCGUCUCUGGCCCGCUCUUGUCUCUCCCCACAUUCGAGGGCGGACCACUCGCUACACCUGUGCUCUACCUCUCCCCACCAAAGUCAGCAGCCACCGACCGACAUCUCAGGGAGCUGCGCCGCGCCUUCGCGAACGUGGAACGUGUUGCUUUAGUAGGCGGGGAAGAGGGGACGCCGCGCAUGCCAUCGAGCAAGGCCGAGUGGGACCCGAUCAUGCUCUUUUGGAGUAAGCUGUUGAGCCAGAGGAGCACGCUCGAGAUGGAGGGGGAAGUUUACCAAGUCAAGCCUUCGUCAUGAGAUGCAAUCGAAUGCAGGCAAACAAACUGUCACGAGAUCCUUUGACAUUAUCGGUUGAAGCACGAGACAGUGCACUGAAGCUAUUGAUUUGGGUCUAUGCAGGUAAAAGGAAGAGGAGACGUGGAGAGGUGGGCGUGGGGCAAGGUCUCGAUCAUGGUAUCCAGAUGAAGCUGGCUCACGUCCAUUACUUCUUCGCCUUCUCUUCCUCCUCUUUUGCCUCCUUGGCCUCCUUCUCAGCCUCGGCUCUCUCCUCAGCCAUCUCCUCCAGCUCGGCAUCCAGAUCAAUCCCCUCACCGACGUCCUCCAUCUCGGCAGGGCUGCGGUGGAUGAACUGCAGGAUCUUGUCCGCGUACUUGUGCUCAGCUAGCUGAGGGUUGUUCCUCCUGACCAUGCGGAAGUAGCGGUUGUAGAUGUCGCCGUCUGCGCAGCCAAUGGGCGAGUUGAGGAUGUGGUCACUGAUGCAGAAGGAGUCGACGAGAGGCACGG
This is a messenger RNA of Jaminaea rosea, 1500 nucleotides long. RefSeq lists its product as hypothetical. The record is from RefSeq and is a predicted model, not a curated record. The transcript has a single exon. The coding region runs from base 139 to 1014 and encodes 291 amino acids. Lineage: Eukaryota; Fungi; Basidiomycota; Exobasidiomycetes; Microstromatales.